GAAUUUAUUAGUGUUGAAAAUUUACGGGUGCUAGUUUAGUGGUGUAAUCUUAAACGGCAUUUUGUUAUCCUGCACUAGAUUUAAUUCAAAUAGAUUUUAAUUUUAUAAUGAGACAAUAAUUAGACAUUUAUAUUUAAUUGCAUUUUCUGUAUUGCGCAAUCAUAAAGGACAACUGACUGUAUAUUGUUUUCUGCAAGUUUUGGUGUUCUUCCGUAGUAGCAUAUGUGGGUGCUACAAAUUGUAUAAAACAACAGUUUUUUUCUUGUGCGUACACGUAUUGUUUGAAGUAUAGCGCGAUAAAAGCAACGUGCUCCAACAUGAGUGAUUCACAGCAGCCAUCAGGUUCACGGAAACACUCUUCUUCGGUAAAUACAAUUGACAGCAAUGCUGAAGCGAAUCAGCCAAUGCUCAACCCUGAAGAGGCGGAGGAAGAAAGAAAGAAUAUGCAGAAGAUCAUAGCAGCUUUACGUUAUUAUCAAAAAUACUGCUAUUCACGCGUCAAUAAGACUGAAAGCUACCUCAACAGUCUUCCUCUACACCAUCAAGGCAUGUUGGUCAAAUACAGAAAUCAUUUGCGUGUAGUAAGAGAUUGUAUUGACGAAAAUCAGAAGGUCAUUAGAAAAAUGCUACGUGACAAUGCCGGGUUAAUUGAUAUGGUCGGAUCCUGUGAACAGGUGCAUGUAGCACAGAAGGAUAUAGAUGGGCAUAUUGCAAAAAUAAGACAUCAAGAUAUGGAGCAUCAAGCUGAUGUUGAACCUUUUGAAAUUUUAAAGGCCCAAUCGACAUUAAAGUUAAUCGCCCGCGACUGGAGUGAUGCCUGUGCAGAGGAACGUGAACAAUCGUACAAGCCGAUUAUCGAAGCAGUUGAAGAGUUCUUCAAGCCUGGCGAAUUCGCACUUAAUGAAGUCAAGAUUCUUGUGCCAGGCGCUGGACUCGGUCGUUUAACCUAUGAAUUAGCCUGCCGUGGUUAUGAUUGUGAGGGCAAUGAAUACUCCUAUUUUAUGUUAAUCGCCUCGUAUUUUGUGUUAAAUCUCUGUACGGAGGUAAAUAAAUAUACGCUUUAUCCCUGGGUACAUCAGUAUGUAAAUAACUUACGUAUGGCUGAUCAGGUGGCGCCUGUACGCUUUCCCGAUGUUUCGCCAGCGGCGAAUCCACCUAAAGGAAAUAUAAUGAUGGCAGCGGGUGAUUUCUUGGAGGUCUACAAAACGCCCAACAGCUAUGAUUGUGUCGCCACUUGUUUCUUUAUUGACUGCGCCAAUAAUAUUGUGGAUUUUAUUGAAACUAUUUUUAGAAUACUAAAACCCGGUGGUAUUUGGGUUAACUUAGGUCCACUGCUCUAUCACUUUAGCGAUAUACAGGGUGAGAAUAGUAUUGAACCAACGUUCGAAAAUUUGGAAUUAAUCAUCAAAAUGGCUGGUUUUGAAUUUCUGCGUUGCGAAACCGGUGUACGCACUAAAUAUGCACAAAACCCACAGUCAAUGUUGAAGAGUGAAUAUGAAAGCCUGUUUUGGAUUUGCCGAAAGUCGCAAAAUGCAACUGAUCCUACAGAUCAAUUUGAUGAUGAUGCGGAUGAGUUAGUCGGUGGCGGCAGCAACAACGGCAGCGCCAGCAGUAGUCGAUAUGCAGAUUGCUAUAGCAACGGUUAUAGAAAUGCCUACCAGCAUCAAUAGUAAUGACAACAUCAGGAGAUUCGAAUUGAGUUGAGAGACGACAAAUAAACAGAGUGAAAGUACACUUCUUUAGCAAUUAGUAUAGUAUAACAAUUAUAGUUUUUUUUUUUAAUACCAGCAUACCUACAAACGUUGAACGAUGUUUUUUUCAUUUCAUAACAUGCAUAUAAAAGCGAAUAAGUAUGAAUAUAGAAUGGCUAUGAGAUGACUCACAUAUACAUACAUAUGUAUGUUGUGUGAAGAUAAUUGAAUUUCAAUUAGUGCACAUGAAAUGUGUUUUUUUAAGUUUCUUUACAAAAAAUAUAUGCUCGAAAAAAAGCUGAAAGUAUGUAUAGUUAUUUAAGUAAAGUAUUAUCGACAUGAAGAAUAUUAUUUGAAUUAAGCGGUAUACGCUGGAAACCCGGUAGGACGUACCCACAUGUUUUCUAUUGUAAACGCAUUGACCAAUGUUUUAUUUUUCCUUUCAUUUUACAUAUAUGUAUGUACCUUAUAAAGUUAAAUGGAAAUUUUUUAUUUUUGCUUCUUAUUUUUUUGCAUCCAUCAAUGAUAGUAAUAAAUUAGUAACAAAUUUA
Molecule: messenger RNA, 2242 nt
Organism: Ceratitis capitata (Mediterranean fruit fly)
Lineage: Eukaryota; Metazoa; Arthropoda; Insecta; Diptera; Tephritidae
Product: carnosine N-methyltransferase
Exons: 7
Coding region: 318-1670 (450 amino acids)
Molecular function (GO): S-adenosylmethionine-dependent methyltransferase activity
Source: RefSeq, a predicted model, not a curated record